This is a messenger RNA of Paramacrobiotus metropolitanus, 1792 nucleotides long. Its product is annotated as chromobox protein homolog 2-like. Gene Ontology annotation, cellular component: pericentric heterochromatin. The transcript is spliced from 5 exons. Gene Ontology annotation, biological process: negative regulation of transcription by RNA polymerase II; chromatin organization. Bases 180 to 1460 code for a protein of 426 amino acids. Lineage: Eukaryota; Metazoa; Tardigrada; Eutardigrada; Parachela; Macrobiotidae. Gene Ontology annotation, molecular function: chromatin binding. The record is from RefSeq and is a predicted model, not a curated record.
UUAGAAUUAGGUAGCACCGUAGCAGACUAGCAGCUACGAGUAGCAGUAGGACUAGUUUCAGUUCUUUUAACUUUUUACUCAUUUAUCAUUUAUGAUUUACUUGUGCUGUUUUGCACGUACCGUUCACACGUUAGAGCGACAAAUUGCAUUGUUUGGAAAUCUUUUUUGAUCUGUGUAAAAUGAAGAAAUACCCUAAUAACAGCGAAAUAGUUUUGGGACAGUUGAAAAAGUUGCAAAGUCCUGCUGCCUUAGUGAAGGCUGUGGCCGAAGACAAUCUAGCCAGUAUUCCCUUGGCGCCCGUAAGAGUUCAAGCGCCAAGUAAGCCAAAAAGCGGCUCAUUUGCACGCAGUUCACUGCGACCGAGUCUGCUUCCGCGUCAGUCAGAUCAAGAUGCAAGAUCAGAAUCCGACGAUGACGAAUGCGAAGUGGAAUGUGUUCGGGACAAGAAGGUGACCGCGGACGGCUGCAUCAAAUAUUAUGUGAAAUGGGCGGGAUAUCCUGACAGUGAAUCCUCGUGGGUGCCGGCGUCGAAUAUGAAAAAUGCUCGCUCGUUGGUGCGCAAAUAUGAGCAGUCCCUCCAACAGCAGCAGCAGAAUAAGAAAUGUUUGGGGAGUGUUGCGAAGAAUACUUCCAAAACGCCUUCCGCGUCGAAAUCUGCCAGUAGAGAUACCGUGGCAAAAUCUCCCGCCGCAACGGCCCGCCUACAAACUGUUGCCUCACCGGAAGUCGUCCCGGUAAAUGUGGUGACGGGGGCCAAAAAUACGUUCAGUAGUCCAUGCGUUCCUGCCGUUUCCCACGCAAUUCCCAAGACGGAACCGGUUUUUAAACGGGUGAAACGUCCUUCGAUCGCUGCUGUUCCGAAACUGACGUUAUCCAUCAAUUCCCCCGGAUCGGCACAACCGCCGCCGUCAUCUCCAUCCAUAGCGUCGACACCGUCUGAUCAACCAGAAGGUUCAGGGCAAUCUGACACACCUAGCCAGGAACAGUUGAGCCGGAAAAGGAAAGCCAAAAUGGAAGCGACCGAUAGACUGAAACUUCAAGCGGCCUUGGACAGUCGAUGGAGAAAUAACAUUCUAGCGGAACCCUCCACCGCUCCUACCAGUAGUAAAUCUGUGAAAAGUGUAUCCAGCCGAUCGGACACAUCAUCUGGUAUAACGGUCGCCAGCACGAGCUCGUCCAUUGAAUAUACUUACCAAGCGCCGCCACCCGAUCCCUCUCGUAUCCGCGUCAUCAAGAACGGUGGCUCUGGAAUAGAAAUGGGCAAACUCGCGGUGAAUGUUUUGGGGCAUAAACCUGCGAAUCUCCGCAUUCGCACCUUGAGCGAUGUGGAAUUUCUUGUCAACUACGCCGAUCAUCCCCAGGAAUACGUGCCUUACAUUACGUGUAUUGAACGGAUUCCGAAUUUGAUCGCCGAAUAUUUGGCUCGCGUCCCAGUAUUACUACUUAACGGAGCUUUUUGAACACGUUCAGGAUCCGGAAUCUCAUUGGAUCGUUGUCGUUUUCUUCUUUGGAUUAACGAUUUUUAAAUUUUGAAUUGUGCUUCAUGAUCGGACAAAUUACGACGCCCCAGUGUGGGGAUCACUUGCUGUUUUCGGUACGCUGUUUCUGUAUUCGACGUUUGAUACAUGUGUGUUCCUGAAACUUCCUACAGAUCCAUACAUUUUCAGAUUCUAAAUGAAUUAUGUAGACAGGUCCCAGAAGCAUUUAUUUUACCCUGCAAUCUUGCAAUUGCUGUGUUUGACCCUUGCCCCUUGGUAAUAAUGUGUAAUACGAAUUUACGAGUUAUUAAAGA